Rhizopus microsporus ATCC 52813 is the source of this 3803-nucleotide messenger RNA. RefSeq lists its product as uncharacterized. Lineage: Eukaryota; Fungi; Mucoromycota; Mucoromycetes; Mucorales; Rhizopodaceae. Gene Ontology annotation, cellular component: nuclear pore transmembrane ring. Gene Ontology annotation, biological process: protein import into nucleus; nuclear pore organization. The coding region runs from base 107 to 3721 and encodes 1204 amino acids. The transcript is spliced from 6 exons. Gene Ontology annotation, molecular function: structural constituent of nuclear pore. The record is from RefSeq and is a predicted model, not a curated record.
CUUGUUUCAACGCGUCCAAGUUUGUCGUGUUCUUUUACAUUUCUUUUAAUAGACUUUAAAAACUAUUUUUUCAGUUUAAUUACUUGGACAAUUGACAACAAGGGUUAUGCCUUCACAACAACAAGGUAGACCUGUGCCUCUUGCUCAUACAAGAGCAUUUAUACCAUCCUCAACUAUCGAUUUCCCCACUCAACGUCGCUGGGCUGUAUCUAUAUUCGUCUUGUUACAAGCAUGGAAAACCACUGAUUUAUUUACAGUCUAUCAAGCUGCUUAUCCAGAGCAAUAUAGUGGCAUCUUUUUCAAAUGGUUCUUGAUUGAUGCUAUAUACAUGAUUGCUCUGUAUAUUGCAAAGAUUCCAUGGUUACAAUUCUCAGCUCUCAAAACCAUUUUCCUUACUGUGCUUUUAUUUUGGAUAGAUCUGAUUCUAUUUUCUGUUCCUAGCGUUGGAUUGACUGGUAUUCUCUUUAAAAACUUUUUUGGUGAUGUUAUUGGACAACAGAUUGGUGUAUCUUCAGCUAGAAUGGUGAAUGUAAAGGAUAUUGUACAAAACUCCUCGCACAUCUUGGGUAGACACGCAGUUCAUAUUCUUCCCUAUGGUACUGCAAAAUUAAACGCCAACAAUGACUUUUAUUGUAUAUCUCCUGACGGCUCAAACAACCAACUUGUCUAUAUACCCAUCAUCUUGAACAACACAGUACCAAAAUCGGUCUCACUUGCUCGAUAUGAGUUUGACACCAAUGAAAAGACGGUCAAGGAAUACAAAGGUCGCGAAAUACAACGAGCUACAGAGAUCUCUCAGGCAAAGGAAGGACUUCAGUAUUACUACAUCAAGCUGACAAAGCCUGGUGUUUACAAGUUGGAACAAAUCAUUUCGACAGAUAAUGUGGAUGUUCGACUGUAUGAUCGACUAUUGUUCAUCUUUACGUGUCCUUCAGCUAAAUUUAAGCCCAUCAAACACGCAGAGUACUGUACCGAAGACCAGGAAACACUCGAGAUUGAUGUCUCUGGUGUACCUCCUUUCAAGAUUGAGUAUCAACGUAGCACAAAGGCUGGUCAACAAACAAAUCUUAAAUUAGAACGCAUUCAACCUGAAGACUAUACCUCUCCUCUUCAACGACUUCCUAAUGGGCUACUUUCAGCUGAUCCAUCUUUCUUUUCGUCUAGAAAGCAUAGUGAUUACCGAUGGGGCGCAGUACAGCAAGUGACAAUUCCUUUGAAUUUGACAUUCCAUUCGGCCGUGGAUCAAGAGUAUCGUCUCUCUCGUCUUGUUGACGGUGCUGGUAACGAGGUCGACUUGAAGCAUGCAACAGAACAGACAUUCUCUGUCCGUCCACGUCCUACUGUCAAAUUCGAAUGCAGUCAGACAGAUCCGAUCAACCUGUUGAUUGGAGCCAAACACGCUGAACUGCCUUUGAAUCUUCAAGGCACAGCACCCUUUACCUUGAGUUAUACAGAUUCAAAUGAUGCCGAUUUGCACACAACUAAACUCAAAAGCUCUGAUGAUAAAAUCCGUGUCAACGCUCCUGGGGAAUAUAACCUUGUAUCAAUUGAAGACAAGUACUGCAAAGGCCACGUCAAGCUUCCUUCUGUCUGUCAAGUCGUUCAACCACCUCAUCCAUCCGUCAAGCUGACUUCAACGCCUAUUGCUUCCGAAUGUGCUGGUGACAGCGAAGUGGGCAUGAAGUUUGUUGCCGAAUUGUCAGGCACCCCUCCCUAUCACCUCGAGUACACUAUUUCCAAGUUUUCGGGACAUCAUAAGCGAGUGCUGGUUGACAGAAAGGUGGAAAAGGUCGACCGUUCGCGUCACAUCUUUUCGUACUUGCCAGAAUCAAGUGGUGAGUACAUCUACGAAUUCAAGACAUUGGCCGACAAGUUAUACAAGGGCCUUCCUGCCGGAAUCGAUCCAAUCUAUCAAGUGGUUCGUCCUCAACCUGAUGCUCGAUUCAAGGGCCACCGCCAAUCACACAAGGCACGUACAUGUUUGGGUCAAGACCUUAGUCUAGAUGUUGAAUUAUCCGGUGACGGACCAUUUGAACUGGCCUGGACAGUGGGUGAUCAAUUGUACUCUGAUGUAGCCGAAAACAAGAAAUAUACCAUCAAAUUACCUCCCUUUGAUCAGCCUGGUCAUUUUGUUGUUUCGCUGGUUAGAAUCAAGGAUAUCAACAUGUGUACCAAGGAACUCGAAGCGCGUGAUUUUACUAUUGAUGUUCGUCAUGAUCGUCCUACGGCCUCCUUUGCGGGCGAAGAGAAAGCGGUUGCGGUGACAGAAGGGUCCACUGCUCAGUUGCCUCUCCGAUUGACUGGAGAGGGUCCAUGGUCUGUCGUGUACUAUAAUGUUGAAAAGGGCGAGCACAGCAAGGUUCGCAAAGUGUUUAAAGACCCUAAUGCAGAAAUUGAAGUACGAAGCGUUGGUCACUAUGCCCUUGCACAUGUGGAAGAUAGUGUUUGUCCUGGUGAUGUGUCAGGUGCGCAGUAUGAGGUCAAAUGGAUCGACAAACCUGUGAUCACAAUCGCAGAAGGACAGACGGAACAGGUCUCCAGCUCGGUGUACGAACGACCUGCAGUCUGUCAGGGUGAUCAUGACUCGAUCGACAUCCUCUUUUCUGGCCAAGGACCCUUCUAUUGCUCUUAUGAAGAACAAUAUCAAGCGCCACGCAAGAGAUACUUUGAAAAAUUAGGAACUGAAGAGAUCACGACUGGUCUUGGCCGUGUUCAUUUACCGCUAAAGACAAAUCAAGGCGGAAAGUAUCGAUAUGUGUUUGACCGACUUGCCGAUCAACGUUACUCAGACCCUUUCAAGAUCCGUAACCUGGAAGUCCAUCAGACAGUACAUUCGAAUCCCACGGUGAAAUUCACAUCUCGUACGACUCGCAACAGCUACUCUUUGUGUGUGGGUGACAAUUUGAUGUUUGAUAAGGCACAGCCCUUGGAGAUUGAGCUGACAGGUCAGGCGCCAUUUACAGUUGAGCUAGGCAUCCGUCAUCAGUCUGAUCUGAACGGACGAGUGAUCACUUUAUCGGACAUCAUGACCGAACGUUACGAGAUCCGAUUGCCCGAUGAGCUCGAGACAGCUGGAGACUACCAUCUGCAGCUUCUUCGUGUGAAGGAUGCAAAUGGCUGUGGCACUGCUGUGACCGAAACAGAACAUACGCAUAUCAAGCUGAGCGCAUUGGACAUUGCUACCAUCACACCUAUUGAAGUAUGUAGCGACUCUUGUGUAGGGGAUAAUCUUGAGUUCUCUCUGUCUGGUGUUGCACCAUUUACAAUCUCGUAUCUCUUUAAUGGUAAAACCGAAUACGUAAAGUCCACCACUCCCCGACUCUCGAUGAUUGCCGAUAAACCUGGUAACUUGACGAUCCUCUCUGUGGGCGAUAAAAGAAACAAGUGUCGCUCGUUCCCCAAGGACAUGUCUCGUAUCAUUCAUGAGGUACCUUCCUCUCGUGUGAGCGGUGGUCGAGAAAUUCUUGAAAACAUUCGUGAAGGCGACAUGGUUCAAGCUGUGGUUGACUUGAUUGGUACACCACCCUUUGACUUUGAAUGGCGCAGAAAUGAGCUCAUUUGGGAUGAGCAAAGGAAGCGUCAUUUCAAGGGCAAAGUAUUAGAGAGCCAUUUGGUAUAUGAUGUACAAGAACAUCAGUAUGUUAUCAAUACGUCCGUGGAGGGUAUUAUUGAGGUUGUGAGUAUUAAAGAUCGAUACUGUCAGUACCCUCGUCACCAUUAGAAGCAAGAAGAAAGACGCGCAUGUUGUGUAAAUAAAAAAAAAUAUAUAAUAAAGACUUUUUUAAAAGAAAAAUCAAACGUUU